Messenger RNA from Rasamsonia emersonii CBS 393.64, 528 nucleotides. RefSeq lists its product as uncharacterized. The record is from RefSeq and is a predicted model, not a curated record. Bases 1 to 528 code for a protein of 175 amino acids. NCBI's taxonomy places the organism in Eukaryota, Fungi, Ascomycota, Eurotiomycetes, Eurotiales, Trichocomaceae. The transcript is spliced from 3 exons.
AUGACCUUCGCCUCGUGUAAUCUCGAAGUAACAGCUCUCGAUCGUUUCAAAGAAACGAGAGGUAAUAAAGAUACUAGAAUCAAUCACUCUGACAUUCUUCGUUCCAUGAACAAACACGCAGGUGGCAGUCAACUAUUACAACACCCCAUUCUGCAACGGCUCGGAUGCCAAUCCGUCAAUAAUAUAAUGUGUUGUCGCGAAUGUGGCCACGAACGCUCAAAGUUAAGAGCGUGGGCAGAAGAAUCUGAUGGCGGCCCAUAUAUAUACGUUACGUUUCUUGAUGAUGAUGAUGAUGAUGAUGAUGAUGAUCGGACUCAGCGGCGCAGUUUGGUGGAUCUAUCUGGUUGUCGAAUUCCUGUGCAUGCUGCAUUACCUGAAGUCGAUGGCGCCCUCCUUCGCUGCCGUAGUUUCGAGGGUCAAUGGGUCCCCCUUGCCUCGGGGAUUUAUUUGUGGGCGAAAUCAACUGCAAGCUCGGUUGUUAUCGGUAUUAGCGAGUAUUUGAUUAGGAGGGACCCUGUUGAGAAUUGA